AUGGAGGAACAUGUAAGUUUUAAACUGAACAAUGGGCAUUCUAUAAGAUUUUGGCUUGAUAAUUGGAGUAAUACUGGUACUUUGAGGUCUAAAUAUCCUGCAAUUUAUAAAGUAUGCAGUAGAAAGAAUGCAUCUUUGUCUGACAUGAUUGUGGAUGGGAGAUUGCAUUGUCAGGUCAGGAGAAGGCUUUAUCAUUAUGAACAGUUGGAAUGGGACUUAUUAUGUAAUGAAUUAGGACAUGUACAUGGGAUGAAUGGGGAAGCAGAUGUUGUGGAGAUUAUGGGAGGAUUUUCAGUCAAGAAGUGUUAUGAUUUAUUAGUUCAGGAGGAUGUUGUUUGUGACUUUAGUAAGUUUUUGUGGAAAAAUGGUAUUCCUCUAAAGGUGAGCUUCUUAAUUUGCGCAAUAUUUCAUGAUUCAUUGCGAACAUAUGCUAUGCUCAGUCACAGAGGUAUGCCCUUUGAUGAUGUCAGAUGUUCUUUAUGUAAAGGGGAGGAGGAAACUACAGAUCAUCUUAUGCUCAGAUGUCCUUUUGAAGUUAAGGUAUGGUCUUAUUUCAUCAAGGCUUUUCAGAUCUCUUGGGUUUUUCCUGACACAGUUAAGAAAAUUUUUGAAUCUUGGAGGAUGAAUAAUUUGAAAGGAAGGUGUAAACAAGUUUGGUGGAAGGUAAUAUAUGCAGUGCAUUGGCAACUUUGGAAAGAAAGAAAUAACAGGGCUUUGGGGGGAAGAGCUAGAGAUACAGAUGAGGUGAUAAUGCUCAUUAAGCAGACUAUUGUGCUUUGGUUUUUUGAUAGGGAUGUUUUCAAAGAAAUUACUGUAAAUCAAGUUAUAUUUCAUUGGGAAACAGUUUUGCAUAUGUGA
Molecule: messenger RNA, 858 nt
Organism: Papaver somniferum (opium poppy)
Lineage: Eukaryota; Viridiplantae; Streptophyta; Magnoliopsida; Ranunculales; Papaveraceae
Exons: 1
Coding region: 1-858 (285 amino acids)
Source: RefSeq, a predicted model, not a curated record